AUCGAGUCAAUCAAUCCAAGCUACUUGCUGUUCAAGACAUCGUAGAACAACCAAUAUAUCAAUUCAAUCAUGGAAGACGAAGUACAGUAUCUCGGGAGAAAUGCACCUCCCGCGGAUCCCGUAGUUCCUUCAGCACUGUCGUCUGAUACUCAUCGCCCGGUUUCUGGUCAGUUGUCUCCUGCUGCAGCAGGAGAGACAAUAACCGCUGUGACCGCAGGUAUCUUGUUGCAUAUUCCCAAGACCGCUGAGCAGCCGGGACAGAGCCUGAGGUACUAUAAGAUUCGCACACAAGUCGUAAAUAUCGGUCGAGCAUCGGGCUCGAACGUGGGCAAGGAGAGGCAAUCGAUCGAUACUGCAACCUUUCGCUGCCCGGUCAUCAGCAGGCGGCAUGCUAAGAUACUAUUCUCGGACACUGGACAUGUAUACUUGGUUGAUCUGGAUUCGCACCAUGGAACCCACCUUUUGAAACAAGGCGGUACUGUAUCUCAGAGGCUGAUUCCUGAGGUCCCCGUUCUUUUGGAGGACGGUGAUACUGUCACAUUUGGGAAGAUUGUUGGACGGGAUAGCUAUGUCGUCCGUCCUGUGACAGUCAACAUCAGGCUUCUACAUGGCGUUGCUCCGAAUCUCUCAUCUCCGGCACCGAUUGAAGCCCCCAUCCCCCCCAUCCUCUCUCCAGACUCUCCCGAACGACUCAACUGUACUCCCAAGUCGAGCACUUCUGGCAGAUACGGUGUCUUUGGCUCUUCUCCUUCUUCGUCUUCCGACUCCUCAUCGUCAUCCAGUCAACCUGAUUCGGAUAUUGAGGAGAUCGAGCGUCCAGAGGAGUAUCCUGACGCUCAGCCGGAUUUCUCCGCUAGCCGCUCUUACUUCCCAGACCCUUCGCUGCCAUCCAUUCAUGGUCUAGGCUUGCUCAAGCGCAUGAUCCCACCCAUAUCAUGCCCUCCCUCGCUGCGGCCAUCUUUGAUGUCCUUCCAGAGCUCCAGAUAUCGUUGGUUGGACACUGAACCGUCAGCUUCCGGUCCUGGUCCUUCAGGGGCAAAUCGGCUCCCAAAUGCCUCUGACGGAGAGGCCGUCUUCAAUGAUGCCCAGAAGGGGUUUAGCGAUCUAAUGUUUCUUGACAACGUCCUGCAUCCUUCAGAGCCCCUCGUGAUCGGCGCCUACCCCAACUCAAGAGCCGUCUCUCCAUCUCACUCAUCAUUGGUUGCCAUCCGUGCAAUCUCAAUGUCCCCGGAGAUGGAGGAAGGCAGAUUUGAAGGCAUAGUGCCAGAGGCGCCACCUCUUCACACUGUCUCUGUCGCAGAAUGUAUGCCUGUUGACGUUGCGGAAGAAUCGCAUCCUGACGAGGAGAAUGACGUGGCGGGCGGACAACCUGAUGUAGUUUCCCAAGCUAACUUGGAAGAAGAUGUAGACGCUGGUGAACAGGACAUGAUCGUCGACUCGGAUGACGAUGAACACGAGCCCGGCGUGAUCUUUAAUAACGUUUUUCAAGAGAAGCCCGAAAGCGAAAGUGAGAUCCUGUCACGAUUUUCAAGAUUGGAAGGCUCGCUUGUUGACCUUCGAUCCAAUGUGCUGAGACUGCGCAUCGCACAUCGCAAGACUCAGGCAGAUCUGAAGUCACAGGCAGAUCGAGCUUUCGGGUUCGACAAACGAAUCGACGAGACAAACGAUCUUUUCCAAUCACUCUGGAACCGCAUCGAGGGCGCAUAUGACAACUACUUUGAACUGAGCCAAGAGUUGGCGGCGUUCCGGGAGCGUCUUGACUCCCAUCAAGGUGAUGUGGAUAAGGUGAGGCAGUAUCAAGAGCAGCUCCGGAUUCAACAGCAGCCGCCGGCACCAUCUUCCGAAGUCCUGCAAAGAGCACUCGUUGAGAGGGAGGAUGUUAAGACGAGCGUGGAAGCGUUGCACGCUUUGGUAGCAAGUCUCAAGAAUUUGAGAGAUUCCACCACCGCAGAAGUGGAGCAUGAUCUUCAGGCUCUCAAAGCUGCGCGCACCCUUGUCAUCGACAAGACGGUUGAUCACGUAGGCCUAGUCCAGAACGACGCCGCGCCCUCUCCAUCACUCAAGAGGAAACGUUCUGUGUCUGAGGAUGAGGCCUGUGCUAUGAGUGAAGUUGCAGACAGACCUCGCCCGCUGAAACGUGGCAAGAUCGCGGCUGCUACGCAGACUGCGGCUCUGGUAAUGGUCGGCGCUGUUGCUGCAUGGUCUGCGUUGGCAUUUGCUUGAUUCAUUGUGUGAAAGCAUCUUGGGACUAGGCUCGCCACCUUUUGUAUAAACGAAUCAAGCCCUCAGGGUAGUUGUGACAAUCCUGUACCAUCCAAUGUUGUGUUUGUGUUGUGUUGUAUGUACUAUAUGGUCAAUUUGAAUGUACGUUCUGUUCGAAAACUUAGUUUGCUUGGUCCUGG
Messenger RNA from Heterobasidion irregulare TC 32-1, 2402 nucleotides. RefSeq lists its product as uncharacterized. The transcript has 5 exons. The record is from RefSeq and is a predicted model, not a curated record. Lineage: Eukaryota; Fungi; Basidiomycota; Agaricomycetes; Russulales; Bondarzewiaceae. The coding region runs from base 70 to 2223 and encodes 717 amino acids. Gene Ontology annotation, molecular function: protein binding.